Molecule: messenger RNA, 206 nt
Organism: Scutellospora calospora
Lineage: Eukaryota; Fungi; Glomeromycota; Glomeromycetes; Diversisporales; Gigasporaceae
Source: the annotation of a GenBank genome assembly
CUUCUUCUUCUUCUUCAACUCAAGAAAUAUAUAUAGAUAAAUAUUCUAAAAACUCUUCUACAGAAGAGCAACAGGAUAUCUCUAGAACAAAUAAGAGUAACAAUACUCAAGCUAGUAUAUCAAAAAGAACAGAGAAUACAACUCUAACUACUAAAGAUACAAAUAUGACAAAUAAUAUUACUUCUAAUAAGAAAAUAGUACAAGAG